AUGGCGAAAGCGGCUGUUUCUACCAAGGAAACGACAAACUACGCCCGGUUGUGUCGCCUGCUGUUGGACGUGGGUUCAGAAGUAUUAAGAGAUACAUUCGAUAGACGGCGUCCAAUAGGAAGCCUUGACAAAGUUUUGACAACUCCUCCAGUAAUUAAUAAGCUUACUUCCUUAAGAAAGAAACGAAUUCUCAACCAGGCGCAGUGGGCGAUAAUCAAUUCACCGUCUGUGUCAGCGAAGCAAUUUGACAUUUCCUUGCUAGCUGUUCUUCUUAAGAAUAUUUGUGGUCUCUCUCCACCGGCAUCAGGCUGGAACACUCUUCCACACGCAGGAGUCAAUACAGAGGCAGCCGACAUUGCCCGUAUCACGAUCCACCGGAACGAAGUAUUUGCCCACGCCAAACAGGCCUCUAUUGAUGACGUAUUAUUCGAACAACAUUGGAUAAAUAUCAAGGAAGCUUUGGUGAGACUCGGAGGAACCACUUAUGAGGCGACCAUUGAUAAAAUGAAAACCGAGGGAAUUGACCCUGAGAAGGAGCAAUAUUAUCAGCAGCUUCUGAGAGAAUGGAAGGAAAAUGAAGAAAGUGUCAUGGAAGAGCUUGGUAAAAUCAGUGGUCGUCUGGGGACCAUCGAUUGCAAAAUGCAAAAGUUAGACGAGAAGCUUGAUUUUGCGAUACCACCGACAUUAUCUGCAGAAGAUCUUGACGUUCAAGGUUAGCGCAUAAUGUUUUUUUAAACAUUCUCCUGAAAGCAGUGGUAGUUCCCAGCUUCCUUUCCUUGCUUAUGGCAAACUUUCUAUAUUAAGUCAUGCGCAACAUUCUGUUGGCUAUUAUGUUUUUUCCACUUUGCUAAUAUUAUGAAAAGACGUUGCUAAUUGCAUCAUAUGUUGUAUGUCCAAGUUAGUUUUUAUGUUCUUCGUGUGUUCCAAUCAUGCUAUUUAAUUGCCGAAGUGAUGUGCAAUUUCGUCUCAUCAGGAACUUUCGCUGCGUUCAUUCAUUCAUUCCUUUUAUUCAUUCAAUCAUUUACCUAUCUAUUUAAUUAUCUAACGGCAUCUUGAUCACAAACCUUGCAUGCAUAGAGUAUCAUGAGAAAUUAUGCGGGUUUUUAUUUCUUCGAUUGUCCUCGACCUGCAAAAAUUAGUUCUCGCAGGAAAAAAAAUUACGAAAGAUAAAAGGCUAAAAAGACCUUUUCCAUUUGAAUCUGCUUUCUUUAACCUUGAGUUACAGGCUAAAUUUCACAUAAUUCCACAAGAAAUUUCACUCAUUUCAAACAGAUAAAAUUCUCUCUAACUGCACUGAGGCACUUUUCUUUCGUUUUCCAGUUUGGACAGAGGCUAGCACCUCAGGUACUCUCUGAAAUAUACUAAAAAUACUCUUGCAGUGUCAGGUAAAAUUCUUGUGCAUUUAUCCAUUACAGAAUAUAAAAGUCGUCUAGAGAAGCUCUACAACAACUUAAGCCAAGUUAACAUCACCCCCUGGGAUCCUGACAACACUGUACACAUCGAUGAGAUUUACACAGAGCUGAUAUGGGUCAGGGCCAACCGGAAGCCAAGUGGGAAGAAAGAGGAGAAACUCGACGAUUAUUCCGACGUUUUAAGAGGGCUGAAAAGCAAUCCUUUCUCAAACAGAUUUCUUGUAUACGGAAUACCCGGGAUUGGAAAAUCUACCUUUGCUCAGAAAAUCGCUCUCGACUGGGCAAGAGGAAAAAAGGAAAUCCUUAGGAAGUUUGAUGUGCUGCUAAUGAUCCCAUUACGGAAUGUUUCCGACAGUUCAACUUUCCGUGACAUUUUGAUUGAAGCCAAGCUAUUUUCUACGGAAGAUCAAAGAUUCAUUGACGGUCUCAACAGGUACAUCCUUGAUCACCAAGAUAAAGUUUUGCUGGUUUUGGAUGGUUUUGACGAGUACAGCGCCAGCGGGACGCCUCCAGUGGUGCAUCGCAUUUGGAUGGGAGAUGAGCUCCGAGGGUGCUUUGUGAUUUUAACGACGCGACCAAUAAAGGAAGAUGAUACCAAACGAUUCAGCCACGCGCAGUUCCAGAUCAAAGGAUUCGACUGGGCUCGUAUCAAAGAGUUCGCGAUCAAAAUCCUGGAAGAUGAGCAACAAGUAGAGAUGUUUCUUAAUUACAUAAAGGAGCAUACAAUGAAAGAGAUUGCAGAAAUCCCCCUUCUUCUACUGAUGCUUUGUUUGGUCUGGAAGGAGAAAGAUCGCGAGGCGUUGCCGGAGGCAAAAGUACACCUGUACAUGGACUUCAUUCAAACUCUGUUCAAUCACAUGGCUGCAAAAGGCAACGAGGGAAGCUUUGAAAGCCUCGAUGAUUACAAAGGAGAUCUAGAACAAGUAGGAGAGCUGGCAUUUAAAGCUUUACUCAGCGAUUCUCUUGAGUUUGAUUAUGAACAUCUUCCUAUCGAACUUCUGAGUAGCAAAUUAAUCACCGUUGGCGUCAUUCAGAUCGUAAAGCUCUUCAGUGCAAAGCCAAAGAAGAAGGUUGCCUUUCUACAUAAAUCCAUUCAAGAGUUCUUGGCAGCUUGGUUUAUCAUUCAGAGGCUAGUUCCCUCUUCCAAUGACGAUCUCUCAUGCAUGCAAGUCAUAGAUUCCACCAGUAAAGUAGUCGACUUUCUAGAGGUCCUUAAGUUCGUCUGCGAAUGGUCACCGGAAGGUUCGAGAGCAGUAUUGCAGCACCUUGAACUUUUGAGAAAGAGCCAGAAUCCUUUCGAAGAUGAACUCAGCAAAACCCUGUUCCUGGAGGAUUUGCUGGAUGAUGACAAGAAAUUGUUAAAGCUAAGCUUAGAGAGCUUUAUUGCAACACCCAAUGAAUCAAAGGCAGAUGUCUACCCGUCACUUUUGAAAUCUGUGAGCGGCGUCUUAGUUAUACCAGACACACUCCUGCCUCAAGUGGCUGACGGCCAUAUUGUUAGGCCUAAUGCCCUUCUUAAUUGUGUUCUAUUCGAUUUCCAAAGGCAUCCAUCCCUGAAAGACCGCGAUUACAUGGCCUCCAUCAUGGACGAUCUUAAUUCGGUAAUCGUAACUACUUCAGAGGAAGGAAAGGCUUCGGAUUUCGUAAGAAGGCAGACCAAACUCGAAGUAUUGGCUUCUCUGUUCUUAAAGUGCAAGGAAAAUGAGAUGUGUCUUCAUUUCUCUCAGAUUUCCAGUGUUGUCAUCGGUGCAUUAAAUGAGGUUACACCACCAUUGAUGGGCACCAUUCAUCAGACACGCACGGAUCAUAAGGAAACAAGAGGCAGUGAUGGGGCGACCGAAGAGGAAAGACGAGCUCGCCGGCACUGCUUUUCAUUGGCGAAAAAAAUUGACAUCGAUGAAAUACCUGGCGAAGUCGUUCGUGUUAUUUGUAACGUUAUUCCCCUUCUUUCCAGACCCCGAGAGAUAGCGUUACGAAGCUUACACGAAUCCUCCAAGCCUCAUGAGAUUAAAUGCCUUGUGUCGGGAAUAAGCAUCACGGAAUGUCUUCAACGUUUGAGACUCCACAAAAUGUGCUUGAGUGCUCAAUCCUUGCCCUUUCUCACAGAUGGCUUUCAUAAGGCUAAUAACUUGCUAGAGCUGUACCUAUCGGAAAAUCCAUUGGGGAGCAGUAUUAGAUACCUGGUAGACAAUCUUCAUCAUGUGCAAAACCUGACUGUUUUGGAGUUGUCAAAUGUGCUUAUGGAUGGAAGAGCCUUCUCAGACCUUGCCAAUUCUUUGCGGCAUGUUCCUAAUUUGAAAGUACUUUCUGUGUCUCGAAACCAACUGGGAACAUCGAUCUCUGAUUUGGCAGAUAAUUUGGAGUACAUUCCUCACCUCACUGAUUUGGAACUGAGUAAUACACAAAUGGAUGAAGAAGGAGGAAGGGCCCUCGCAAACAACUUACAAGUUGUUUCAAAGUUAGAAAAUCUGGACAUUUCACACAAUCCCCUUGGAGGUGCAGUUGUUUUGAUUGCAGAUAAUCUUUACAAAGCAGCCUGUCUGACUGAGCUCAACAUGACUGACACAAAAAUGGGCGCCAAAGAGAUUACGGCAUUAACUAGCUCUCUAAGAUUCUUUCAAAAUCUUAGAAUGCUUUCCGUUGGUUACAAUCCAUUAGCACAAGGAGUGUGUGAUCUCGUCAAGAAUCUCUACAAGAUCUCAAAACUCAAGCGACUGAACUUGGAGAAUGUUGAGAUGGGCGAAGAGCAAGUAGAUUGUGUCAAAAACGCCUGGAAAAGAAACCAAAAUCUGGCCAUUGCCAAUGAUUAUUUUGUAAGUACCUGA
This is a messenger RNA of Pocillopora meandrina, 4237 nucleotides long. The record is from the annotation of a GenBank genome assembly. Lineage: Eukaryota; Metazoa; Cnidaria; Anthozoa; Scleractinia; Pocilloporidae.